AUGGCCAAAAAGGCACGUCAGAGGAUAAGCUAUGUAUGCGAGCUCGACCACUCCUCGUCAGGCGGCCACAGACUCGGCGUCAAUGGCCUGGCUGUUGACCCGAAUAACGCCAUUCUCUACUCGGGCGGACGAGAUGGAGUUGUGUGCGCCUGGGAUUUGAGCGCCGUAGACGCCACCUCUGACACCAAGUCAAAGUCGGCCACCAAAUUCCGCACCUCUACUCAGGCGCAUACCCAUUGGGUCAACGAUAUUGUCCUAGCCGCUAAUAAUACUGCUCUGGUGUCUGCCUCCUCCGAUUUGACCGUGAAGAUAUGGCGACCAUUGGCCGGCGAGACCGAGGCCCACACCUUGGGUGAACAUACCGAUUAUGUAAAGUGUCUCGCAACCCCUACCGGCGGCGAUUGGGUCGCAUCCGGUGGCCUCGACAGGAAGAUAUACCUAUGGGACAUCAACGGCAAAGGCCAGUCGCUGGGAAUUGAUGUUAGUGGCGAAGAUGUCAAAGAGAAGGGAUCUGUGUAUGCCCUCAGUGCUGGUCGGAAUAUAUUAGCAAGUGGAGGGCCGGAAUCCGUUGUCCGAUUGUGGGACACCAAGUCCGGCAAGAGCAUCACAAAGUUCGUUGGUCAUACUGACAAUGUUCGCUCCAUUCUGGUCAACGAGGCGGGUGACACCGUCAUGACUGCAAGUUCGGAUCAGACGGUCAAGGUCUGGAGUGUCACAGCAGGAAGAUGCAUGUAUACAUUCACUAUGCAUAAUGACAGUGUGUGGUCCUUGUUCUCGGAUCAUCCAGAUCUUGGCAUCUUCUACAGCAGUGACCGCUCCGGCUGGGUGGUCAAGACUGAUGUCAGAGGCGUCUCAGACAUGGAUGAGGGCCUCUCCGUUGCUGUGGCGCAAGAGCACAAUGGCGUGGGCAAAAUCGUGGCCUCUCGUGACUGGAUAUGGACCGCCAGCACGAGCUCAUCGAUCAACAGAUGGAGAAACGUCGAGACAGGGCCAGACGCACAACUUCCCGAGGCUUACAAACGUGCUCGAGCAAGUAGCACAUCCUCAAAGACUUUCCAACCACCAUCUGCGAUCGUCAAUGGCACAAACAAGAAGGAGAUAUCGCCAAAGUCCAUUCUCAAAAUAUCUCACACUGCCACAUUCCCACCGACUUUAUCAAGUCCAUCCGAUCCCAAUCUGGAAACACCCGCAGCUAAUAGGACAUCUGUGCUUUUGGAGCCCGAGUCACAUGAUGUGGAACCUUUGGACCACUUGCCCGAGGAGACGAUUGAGGGUCAAAAUGGUUUGGUGAAGCACAAGCUCCUCAAUGACAGACGACGCGUUCUCACGCUGGACACGGCAGGAGACGUGCUACUGUGGGACUUGAUCAAGUGUGAAGUCAUCCAGAGGUAUGGUAAGAAACACCUCGAGGAUGUGGAACCCGAGGUCAACACAUUGGAAGCUGUUGCUCCCUGGUGCUCAAUUGAUACUAGUUCCGGCAACUUAACGGUCGUGCUCGAGCCAUUUAAUUGCUUUGACGCCGAAAUGUAUGCCGAUGAACUGGUGCUGGAAGAGCCCGUGGAGUUCCGAGAUGACCAGAGAAUCAACCUUGGAAGAUGGGUUCUGCGUUAUCUGUUUGCCGGCUUGAUUGACCAAGAAAUCAAAAAGGAUGAGGCAUACAGGGGAAGGCUCAACGAGAGCGUAGAGCGACGCUUGUCCGCAGCAAGGGUUAACCCACCACUAUCAAUUCCCAUUCCGCCCAUACCAGAUUUUGAUGAGACCGGCUCAAACGUGGUAACGCCUCGAGCUAACGGCGCAUAUCCCAUCAUGACUCCCGGUCUAGCGAUAGGAGUAGCUACGCCUGGUCCGCAUGGUCACUUGCCCGGUGUCCCCGAAGGCUCUGCCCUGACUCCAGGUACACCACACGAAAAGCGUUCUUCUACAAGUCGACCAUCUGCCGAAGAUUAUUUCGCGGGUGGCAUCAGUUCUGCGGAUGCGCCAGCGAAAGCUGCCGCCGCAGAACCAGCCAAGGAUGAAACACCAAAGACACCAGUAACGGACAUCAAAGAGAAGGAAAAGGACACUACCAAGUCGCCAACCGCAUUUGGAAAGAAAUUCCGCAUGGGAAUGUCUUUUGGGAGUAAGAAGCUCGGAAGAUCCUCAUCGUCGACGCAGCCUGAAAAGCCAGUCGUUGUAGAGGAAAAGAAGGACGAAGAAAACAAGUCAGAAUCUUCAUCAAACCACGAAAAGGAGGUGGAUGACAGCUUUUAUGGUGUCAUCCAAAAGAUCCACAAUGAGUACGAAAAGCAGCUCAUCGAGAAACCAGAUCAGCUCGUCGAGACCAGAAUUACACCAAGCUUGCCCAUUGACACGCCGGUGUUGAAGUUACCGCCAGGAACCCGCAUUAUUAUACAAGAAGAAAUGUCAGGUGGUAGUGCCAAUCUGUACCGGGGUACAGUUGAGACAGUGGGCAGGGACGCAGACAUUAUCGAGCAGAAGGCUCCAAUGUGGCUGGGUGAGGUGCUUUUGACGAAUUCAAUACCGCCCAAGGACCCUGUCAAGGUCUCAUUCAUUCUACAUCCCUGGGAAAAUGCACUCCCUACGUUGACGGCAACGGAUGGCAACAAUCGCUUGAAUGCCAAUAGGAUGCUUCGUGUAAAGAAAAUCCUUGCUUAUAUUGCUGAGCGAAUUGAUCCAUCAUUAGAUGAAUCAGACGAGGAUGCUCUCAAGCCGGAGGAGUACCUUGAGCUGUACUGUAAUGACCAAUUGCUCCCAAUCACCAUGAGCCUCGCAACGUUACGGGCGCAUGUAUGGAAAGGAGGUAAUGAUGUGGUCCUGCACUACAAGGCAAAUGGCCGAAAGGAGCUUCCCAAAGAACUACCCAAACCUGCAGAGCAGCAACCAGCAGCCGAACCGGCUGAAGCUGCACCUGCAGCAGUCACUGAGUAA
Molecule: messenger RNA, 2928 nt
Organism: Pestalotiopsis fici W106-1
Lineage: Eukaryota; Fungi; Ascomycota; Sordariomycetes; Amphisphaeriales; Sporocadaceae
Exons: 7
Coding region: 1-2928 (975 amino acids)
Biological process (GO): double-strand break repair via homologous recombination; protein deubiquitination
Molecular function (GO): ubiquitin binding
Source: RefSeq, a predicted model, not a curated record